AUGGUGGCUAGGAAGCGGCUCAAGGAGAAGGCGAGGAAGGGGCGGCGCGCUGCAGAGGCGGCGGGCGAGCCGGAGGGCUGGGCGGCGGAGGUGGCGAGGGCCGAGGAGCUCUACGAGGAGCUGCGCGAGCGCGCGCCCCAGCACUGCCGCCGUGGCGGCAAGUGGGCGCGCGAGAAGUUCGUGAUGGCGGUGCAGGGAGAGUUCCCACGCGCGCGAGGGGCAGGCGUUCCCAAGGGGACGAUCCUGUGCCUCGGCAGGGUGCUCGACGCGCACGAUGAGCAGGACGACGCGGAGGGUGGGCGCCGGGAUUGGGAGGAGGACCCGCUCGGGUUCGACACCAACCCGGGGCUGCUCCGCGCCAUGUGCAUGGCGUUCGAGUGA
Molecule: messenger RNA, 381 nt
Organism: Emiliania huxleyi CCMP1516
Lineage: Eukaryota; Haptophyta; Isochrysidales; Noelaerhabdaceae
Exons: 3
Coding region: 1-381 (126 amino acids)
Source: RefSeq, a predicted model, not a curated record